Messenger RNA from Calliphora vicina (urban bluebottle blowfly), 2235 nucleotides. Its product is annotated as protein Cep78 homolog. Gene Ontology annotation, cellular component: centrosome. Gene Ontology annotation, molecular function: protein binding. The record is from RefSeq and is a predicted model, not a curated record. The transcript is spliced from 7 exons. NCBI's taxonomy places the organism in Eukaryota, Metazoa, Arthropoda, Insecta, Diptera, Calliphoridae. Bases 169 to 2130 code for a protein of 653 amino acids.
UAAAAAUCAAAAAAAAAAAAUAGUCAACAUUUUUCAUGUUAAUUAAUUUAUUUUUCUAAAAUAUUGUUAAACUUCAACCAACAUUAUUAAUUUCAACACAUUUAACGUUUAAAUAAUAAAACAAUCGGAGAAAAAAUAGCGCGAAAUAGUUGAAAUAUUUGCUGAAAAAUGUUGAAAAACUCCAAUUUGGAAUUACGUGACGUAACGAGUACAUCUACCAAGAAAUUGAAUCGUUGCCGUUCAUUUCAUUUUCGUUAUUUGGAAUUGUGUCGUGCAAAAAAUCUAACGCCUUUAACGGAGAUUCGUUCCAAGAAUAAUGCAACAUCAGUUUUAGACUUUUUCGGUGAUAAAUUGAAUGUUAACGAUUGGCUGUUAAUUGUUGAAGCUUUAUACUACGAUCAGGUUUUGCAAACAUUGGCCAUACGUAUGCGAAAAACUUUUGGAAUGGUUUUAGAACAUUUGGAUAGCGAGAAAAAAGCGAAAUUAUUUCGCCAGAAAUCUGUUCUAUAUACAAAAUAUGUAUUUUCCGGUGUUGUGGAGGCAAUAUCGAAUUGUAUUGAAUUUAAUAAGAAUUUAAGAGUUUUAAAUCUAGAAGGACUACCCUUGAAUGAUAAAUAUGUGGAGUCAAUAGCUAAGGCCCUCUCCAUUAACGAGAGUAUUAAAGAGCUUAGUUUUCAACGUUCAAAUAUUGGCGAUAAGGGAUGUGAAGCCAUUUGUUGUACAAUGAAGUAUCUAGCAAAUGUUGAAAAAUUAAAUUUGUCAGAAUGUGAAUUGACUUCAAAAGGAGCUGAAUAUGUGGCCGAUAUGAUAAAGAUACAAAAAAUUAGUCGUUAUACCGAGGGUUGGCAAAAGUCCUUAAGAUACCGUGAUGUUGAUCCCGAAACUAUACCGGGAUUACGUUCAAUUGCCCUGUCACGUAAUCCCCAAAUAGGUGACGAAGGUAUUAAGCCAAUUGUGGAAGUAUUAAAAGAGGAUGUAUGGAUUAAAGUCAUCGACAUGGUGAAUUGUGGCCUAACGGAUCGUGCAGCAAAUCUGAUAUUGGAUUGUUUGGAAAUCAACAAUUACAUAAUUGAUUUUAAUGUUAGCGGCAAUACGGGCAUUAGUAAAUUUCUUUUGCGCAACAUACGUGAACAAUUGGGCAAAGAAGAUGAGGACCAAAAGCUAAAGGAGGCUCAAGAGGAACUAGUGCCGGGCCCAAACGGUGUACUUGUCAAAAGAAAAAAAGUUACUAUAGCCGCUCUAAAAGAGCAGUUAAAAACCCUUGAAGAACAAUUGUCCUUUGAGAGAGUUUUGCGCAAAAAAGCUGAACAACUUAACGAGAAAUUAAAUGAACAAAUUAUGGCGUAUGAACAUCAAUUGGAAAAUAAUUUAAAUUCGAAUAUACCCGAAGGUUAUGUCAUGGUCAAAAACGAAUCCUUGCAAUCGAUCAUUAGAGAACGCAAUGACUUUCAAAAACUAGCCGCUGGCGUUGGCAGCAACGACACCACGCCACGCAAUAAUAUGGCCCUAGUAAAACAAACAAAUCAUAAGGGUAGUGAGAUAUCAAAUCCCAGUGCUCCCCUUAAUUCACCCUCUACUUUAAAGCUUCCCAUGAGCCAAGCAGAACAACGCAAAAACUUAAAAGUUCGUAAAGUUAAGAGUGAAGUAAAAUAUAUAGAACCUGCUGCUAAAGACUCUACUCGCAGUAAAAAUAAAGAAUCAAAAUCGGAUCAUGAAUUUUCUAAUGAAACUGAUUUUCAAUUGACUGCUAUACAUUUUGAAACCAACAUCGGCGACACUAUCGCCAGUAAUAAUAAAGAGAAAAAAUUCAAUGGCAAAGUUCGCCAAAAUAAUUAUGAGAAUCUAACAAAAAUUGAAUUGGACGAUUUGUCAAUACCAACCACACGUAGCUUGAGUAGUGAUAUGCACUCAAGUGAUUCGGAUACAUUACGUAACGAAGCAGAAUGCCAACCUUUAAAGGUGUUUAUACGACAUGCGAAACCAAUGCCCUUAACGCCUAUGCCCAAAACGAACGAUCAUGAAAGGGAAAGUUGUAGAAAUCACAAUUUCUAUAAAAAAUCAAAUGUGCAUUAUGGUGAUCAGGUGUUUAAAUCACCACGAUCUCUUUUUUUAGGAUUGUGCGAUGAUUGAUAUUGGUUGGUGAUACGGAGGUACAUUAAAUUAUAAUUGUAUAUUACUGUAGUACUUAUUUUUAAUAGUGGAAUAAUCGCUAUCAAAAUCUAUUGACUUAUCGAU